ACAGCAACCAAUACACAGCAAAGUCCCAGCACACCAUUCCAUCCACCACAUCCAUUGUCCUAUUGUCGGCAGCGAGCAGUAUUGACAAGGGCAGCGAACAAGAAGGAAGAAGCGUCAUGGCGUCAAGCACAGACCCAUACUUUGUCGUGAAGGAGGAAGUGGAAAACUCGAUUGCCAAUGCAGAGCGGUUGUAUGCAAGAUGGCAGCGCAUGUUCACGUCGCGGUCGGCAGAUGACGCAGAAUUCAAGCACACCACGGAACAGCUCAAGACCAACAUCAAGAGCAUCGAAUGGGACCUUGAAGACCUUGCGGAAACCGUCAGCAUCGCCAUGCGCGAGCCCCACAAAUUCAACCUGUCCCAGUCUGAGCUUUCUAAUCGCAACGACUUUAUUGAGACUUCCAAGCAGAAACUCAAGGCGCUGAAAGAUGGCACAUCAGACGCGAGGAUCAAAGCCAAACAAGAGAAAGACCAAAGAUCGGAUCUUAUGGGCCGCAGCAAAUACUCGCGCUACGAGAAGCUCGAGCGUGAAAUCCAGGCAGAGAACCAAGGGUUCAUUGAUGACCAGCAGCAGUCGCAGCAGAUGGUGAUGCGGGAGCAGGACACGCAGCUGCAGGAGGUUGGGCAGACCAUCGGCGUGCUCAAGAACAUGGGCAUCAUGAUUGGCGACGAGCUUGACGAGCAGAACGACAUGCUUGAGGAGAUGGACGAAGAGAUGACGUCGACCUCCGACCGCUUGCGCGGCACCCUCAAGAAACUCGACAGGACACUCGCCAUCACCAGAGAUGGAAAGCAGUCGUGCUGCAUCUGCCUUCUCCUCCUCACACUCAUUGUCCUCAUCAUCGUCUACGUCUCAAAAUGAUGCACACACACACACACACACAUGCUGGCAUGCACUGCCUCCAUAUCCCCGUUUCGUUCCUGCCUUUCGUCCGUCCCCUCUGCUCUUCCUGAGUGUAUGUGUGUGUGUGUGUGUGCGCGCCACUAGGACAGAGACCUUGCUUGCUCCCUCCCUCCCUCUCAACCGGUACAACACCGACCUUUCGUCCCACUUGCUACUCGUCGAUGCCUGCUGUUUCUUAUCCUUCUGUCCUUCCCCCCCCCCCACCCUGUCAUCUGUUUGCUCACUUGUGCCUCGGUCGCACCACAGUUACGCCAAACUCUCUGCUCUGCCCCCUUGCUUGCUCUUGCUUUGUUUGCUCUCAAUUGACAAUAAAGAGUGGACACA
Salpingoeca rosetta is the source of this 1226-nucleotide messenger RNA. RefSeq lists its product as uncharacterized. Gene Ontology annotation, cellular component: membrane. Lineage: Eukaryota; Choanoflagellata; Craspedida; Salpingoecidae. Gene Ontology annotation, biological process: Golgi vesicle transport. The transcript has 8 exons. The record is from RefSeq and is a predicted model, not a curated record. Bases 117 to 860 code for a protein of 247 amino acids.